Glycine soja is the source of this 1332-nucleotide messenger RNA. Its product is annotated as protein FAM133A-like. The coding region runs from base 207 to 1109 and encodes 300 amino acids. The record is from RefSeq and is a predicted model, not a curated record. The transcript is spliced from 4 exons. Lineage: Eukaryota; Viridiplantae; Streptophyta; Magnoliopsida; Fabales; Fabaceae.
CUAGGGAUAGGAUCCGUUGCCGAGACCUCCAGCCAAAAGAAAAUUCGACCACCUCUCUCUCUCUCUCUCUCUCUCUGACAGGGAUCGCGACGAGCGGCGCCACCGUCACUGAUCGAAGAGAAACUUCGACAUCGGAACCUGCCGCAGCCACCUCCACCACCACCGCGCACUUCAACUCUCUUUCAGCAAAAAAAAUUGUCACUCAAAUGGAUUUGGAGACGGAAAACAGAUUAGCUGCUAUGCUUAUGAGGGAAGCAGCAGAAUUACGGCGGCAGUCUGAAAGGGAAGGAGUUCUGGCUUAUCUUCGCAAGCCUAAUAUACGGACCCGACCAAAUUCACGUUUCCUCACUGCAACUGUUCGUGGAGUACAACAAGCAAAUCGAGCUGUGGAAGUGAAUGAGAUGUGGCGAUUGAGGCAAAAAGAGCUCGAGCUGGAUAAACGGGUUAAAGAAAAAUCCUUGGGUAAAAGCAGUAGAGAUAGAAGCCAUGGGGAUGAUAACUCAUCAAGAGGCACAGGAAGACAUGCUAGUAUUGAUAAUAGCACUUCAACCUCCUCCUCUUCAAGGUCAGGUAAAAGAGAGUAUGAGUUGGAUAAACGGGUUAAAGACACAUCAAAAGAUAAAAGCAGCGGUGACAGGAGCUAUAGGGCUGGAAACUCAUCAAGAAGCGCCGGAAGACAUGCUGCAGUGGAUAAAAGCACUAGUGCACAUGCUUCAUGCUCCAGUGAAAGAGAAUAUGAGCAUGGUCUGGAAGGUUUAAAGGAUGAAGAGCUUGAGGAGUUUCUACACUCAAGGACCAAGCGAGGCAGAGGUGCUGUUGGUCCAAGGAUGGAUGAGACUGGACCUUACCUUCCUCAUUUGGAAGGGGAGCCUAGUACUAGUCCCGAUGUAAGGGAGCAUCGUGUUAUUUAUGGUCCAGAGAAGCCUCUGUCAUUGAGGCCAUAUGAAUCUUCUGAUGAGGAGGAGCUUCAUGAAGAAAGGCGGAAAAAGAGUAAAAAGUCUCAUUCUAAGAACUCAGACAAGGAGCGUUCUAAGAAGCACAGGUCCAAAGAUAAAUCUAAGCAUAAGAAAAAGAAAAGGGAGGAGAAACGAAGUAAACAUCAUCACUGAGGCUCUUCUGUAACUUGAUAUUCUCACAUGAAGGUUAUAACUAGCGGAUACAGGGAAUUCGGAUGCAGCUCGUGUGUAUUUUGUACAGAUAAUUUUCUGUAAAAUCAAAUGCAAAUCCAACCAGUUUGGCCAUUUGAUGCAAAAGUAAUUAUUAAUUUCAAUUGACUUGUGUUAAGGGAGAAUAUUUAAGCUAGUUAUUUGCCCACUUAAAAUUUUUUACUCA